Molecule: messenger RNA, 711 nt
Organism: Cyclocybe aegerita
Lineage: Eukaryota; Fungi; Basidiomycota; Agaricomycetes; Agaricales; Hemipholiotaceae
Source: the annotation of a GenBank genome assembly
AUGAAGCUCCUCUACAUCAAGGCGGCGCUGCUCAACAUGACGCUGCUCUCCUUUGUGGAUGAUGGGACCAUUCUUGCCCAAUCCAAACAACUUGAUGAUAAUAAUGUGGGCCUGCGUAAGGCCUACAAAAUUACCUACCUACUCUUUGUUGCUUUCGCACUCGUUCUUGAACAUGACAAGACCGAGCUGUUCCACUUUUCGUGUCGACGAGAUGCCUACAAUCCCUCGCUGGACUUGGGGUAUGCCCCACAUACUGGUGCCACACCUUUGAAGCCCAAGACCUAUUGGAGGUACUUGGGCUUCUACUUUGACCACGGGCUCACGUUCCAGGAGCACGUUCGCUACUACGCCACCAAGGCGUUUACCACCGUGCAGGCCAUGCGCAUGCUCGGAAACUCUACUAGAGGUCUUUCGCCUAAACAGCGCCGCCUCUUAUACCAGGUCGGCGCGAUGAACCAGUUGAAACAGAUGCAGCAUAAAGCUGCUCUAUGGAUUACGGGUGCUUUCCGCACCUCCCCCACUGGCGGUCUUGAGGCUCUAGCGGGUCUCAUCCCUGUCCACCUUAUGCUGAAGAAGCUGGCAACACGUGCAGUGUAUCGUGUCGCCACCCUCUCGGACACUCACCCCCUUCGCUCUACGAUGGGUGAGGGACUCCUCAAGCGAGCCACACCACAUGCUCGCUCAGCCGCCUUGAUGACCCCAGCCAUGUGA